CGGACAUCGGUAAUUAAAAGUACUUCCCCAUUGGCGUAUUGACAUCUGGAUCUACGUUAGUAUUUAUACUGCUAUUUGACAUGUGACUAACGCAAGGAUUUUAUUCAUUUACGUUCAAGUUGUUAUAGACUAGAAGAUAAAAUUCGAGAUGCUUCCAAGGAUGGCGUUACAUGUGUAUGUACUUGCUGUGGUAUACAUAUUCAGUUUCGUAGGAAGAUCUUUUGGAAGUGAAAAAUAUGGCGACUGUAUUAAGUAUGCAGUAUGGGAAACCAAAUCUGAGCUUCCAAAUGGUGACAGGUUUUGUUUAACAGAAGACGAGUCUGUGUAUUGUAAGGAAUUUGAAUGUCCCGCCACUGAGUGUGAACAACCAAUAGUUCCUGAAACAGGUGGAUGUUCUUACUGUAAAGGUUCAUGUAGUUAUGGAGGAGCCAUUUAUCCAGUUGAUCCAAGGUUUCUGAUAGACUGUCUGGAUGGAUCAAAUCGCUGUUCAUGUGGCGCCAAUAAUAGUAUAGCAUCUUCAAGACGAGGCACAAUUCCAAGAUGGAUGUGCUUCAAGAAGGGAUCUUAUAAAAGCUAGUUGUCAGGAUCAAGGCGAACAGAAGUAUUCAUGAGAAAGACGACCUACAUGCUCUUUCUUCAUAUUCUUUUUGCUAUCAAAAUAAAAUAAAUAAAUAUAAAUCUAUCAAGAGAAGAUUCUCGUAUGUUUUUA
This is a messenger RNA of Mytilus trossulus (common blue mussel), 709 nucleotides long. RefSeq lists its product as uncharacterized. The transcript has 4 exons. NCBI's taxonomy places the organism in Eukaryota, Metazoa, Mollusca, Bivalvia, Mytilida, Mytilidae. The coding region runs from base 149 to 577 and encodes 142 amino acids. The record is from RefSeq and is a predicted model, not a curated record.